Messenger RNA from Etheostoma cragini (Arkansas darter), 1411 nucleotides. RefSeq names its product izumo sperm-egg fusion protein 1. Gene Ontology annotation, cellular component: plasma membrane; acrosomal membrane. The coding region runs from base 1 to 1032 and encodes 343 amino acids. The record is from RefSeq and is a predicted model, not a curated record. Gene Ontology annotation, biological process: heterotypic cell-cell adhesion; sperm-egg recognition; fusion of sperm to egg plasma membrane involved in single fertilization. The transcript is spliced from 9 exons. Lineage: Eukaryota; Metazoa; Chordata; Actinopteri; Perciformes; Percidae. Gene Ontology annotation, molecular function: signaling receptor binding; protein binding involved in heterotypic cell-cell adhesion.
AUGUGCAGGAAGCUAGGAUACAUUGGUCAAAUGCUGCUGGUACUGGUGUCCCUCCUCUGCUGUGUCCCUGCAGCCGAGGCCUGUCUGCAGUGUGACCACAGGAUCAGGCUCCUACUUGAGGACUUAGUCCUGUCUGCUCCCACUGUGGACAAUCAGAUUGAAAUGAAAAAGAUUUGUGAUCAUGCAUACGUGACCUACAGAGAGACCAGCCAGGAGCGAAAAGGAGUCAUUGAUCCCACCACUCUGUACAGAGCCAGAACUGAGUACCAGAGUGAAUUUGACCGCUUUUUGAAAACCAAGCAAACUGGAUCUGUAACAUUUGAAGCCAUUCAGAUCCUGGAGAAGGGCAGGAAAAUCCUAGAAAAACACUUGGACACAUUUAUUCGUGAUGGAUUGUGCCCCAACAAGUGUGGUCUUUUGAAACAAAGAGUAAUAGAUUGCUUCUCUUGUCGCUACAAGAUAUACAUCUGUCCCUCUCCCUCUGGCCAGCUGGACUGUGGUGAGUACCCAGUGCUGGCUGAGGAGGGAGGCCAGGCAGUGUUGAAAUGUUUCCUUCCAUGGCAUCGUCUUCUGUUGGAAAAACCAGAGUACCAUUACUCCUGGGCCCCUGGCUUGCCAGGAACUGCAAAGCUGAUCGAGAGUAACUUCAAAGCCUUGGUAGUGACAGAUGACUCAUCUGUGGUCUUAAAUCAGCUGCAUAUGGAUGAACAAGGAACAUAUCGCUGCUCUCUGCAAGAUCAACGUGGAACAGUCUUCUACCAAGUCACUUUCCUACUGACUGUCUCCCAUUUACCUGACCAAACACACCGACCCACGAUCACUCUACCCUCACUCCCCCACGGAGCCAACUACUCACCUUUUCAACCUGCUGCGGGCCUGCUGGUGCCAGUCAUCGCCAUGGUUACUGUUUUGAGUCUGGCAGGAAGCGUAGGCCUCGUUGUUGUCCUGGGAGUGAUGAUGAGUCAGAGGAGAGCUGCUGAGGAGCCGAGGAGAAAGAGGAAGGAGGACAAAAACACACAUAACACAGUGUGAUCAAAAUACUGUAUACAGUACACACACGCAUACAGUAAAUGCCAGGGAGGUUUUACUCACUUCAUAUCAGAUAUUUCUCUCAGUGGCUGAAUAAAUUCCCCAACACAAAGUGCUAAAUCAUGUCUAGAAAUAACACAGAAGUGGAAAAAGCUGUUAGCUACAUGCAAAUGAGGCACAAAGGUUGUCUAAAUGUUUUUGAUCAAAAUAUUGUUUGUCCCAAACAAUGAACUAGGAUUGUCAAUGUGAAUCACGGUGAAUCGAACACUGCAAUCUCACUCUUAAAACAAAUGUUUGUGGUGUAAGAAAACUAGAGCCUACAACACACCCACACUUACACACACACACACACACACACACACACACACACACACACACACAC